AUGCGCGACGCAGGCUCGCCCGGAAGUCUGUGACUAGGUGCUGAGCGCAGAUCCGCGGAGAUGAACCUUUUAACUAAAGUGAAGCUGAUCAACGAGCUGAAUGAGCGUGAGGUCCAGCUUGGGGUGGCGAAUAAGGCGUCCUGGCACUCCGGGUAUAAGGACAGCGCCUGGAUCUUCCUGGGAGGGCUUCCUUACGAACUGACUGAACGGGACAUCAUUUGUGUGUUCUCACAAUAUGGGGAGAUUGUUAAUAUUAAUCUGGUGCGGGACAAGAAGACUGGGAAAUCCAAAGGAUUCUGUUUCCUCUGCUAUGAAGAUCAGAGGAGCACAAUUCUCACUGUUGACAAUUUUAAUGGGCUCAAGAUCAAAGGAAGAACUAUCCGAGUGGAUCAUGUGUCUAACUAUCGGGCUCCUAAAGACUCAGUAGAAAUGGAUGAUAUGACCAAAGAACUCCAGGAGAAGGGCUGCGGGGCUUACACCCCCUCAGUGAGUUCAUCUAAGGGUUCUGAAGAUGACAAGCCCACAAAAAAACACAAAAAAGACAAAAGGGGAAAAAAGAGGAGAAAGAAAGAAAAAGAGAAGACUGACCGGGAGGUACAGGCAGAGAAGCCAGCCUCCUCUUCAUCACCCAGAAACAAGGUGGUCAAGGAAAAGGAUGACCCUGGCUCUAAAAAGCACAGCAGCAAGAACUCAGAGAGCGGUCAGAAGUCAGAGUCCAGAGAGGUGCGGAGGCACCAUCCCAGCUCUCCUGAGGUCAGGACCAUCUGCCGCAGUGGAGCAGAAGACAGAGAGAGGGAGCCGAAGAAGGAGAAGCCUAAGCAUGAACAUAGGUCCUCAUCCAGAAGGAAAGAAAGAGAAGAAAGGAACAGGGAUGGACAUAGGUGUCAAAGCUCAGACACACAUUCUGGCCGGCACAAUGGGCGUUCUGAGGGGCGUAGUCAGAGAGGUAGAAGUAGGAGCCGAGAUAAGUCCCACAGGCAUAAAAGGUCCCCGCAGUCCUGGGACCGGGAGUCCUCUAACCCCAGUGACCGCAGGCAUCACUGA
Molecule: messenger RNA, 1044 nt
Organism: Hyaena hyaena (striped hyena)
Lineage: Eukaryota; Metazoa; Chordata; Mammalia; Carnivora; Hyaenidae
Product: RNA-binding motif protein, X-linked 2-like
Exons: 1
Biological process (GO): mRNA splicing, via spliceosome
Cellular component (GO): catalytic step 2 spliceosome; precatalytic spliceosome; U2 snRNP
Molecular function (GO): RNA binding
Source: RefSeq, a predicted model, not a curated record